AUCUGCUUGCAUGUAAAAUGGCGGUGAGGCCUGAUUUUAGCCCAUAAUGGUAGGUGCAACAUUUUUUCUAUGGGAAUUUUCUACUACUAUAUUUCUUCACAAAAAAAGUGUUUUUAACUCUGCUGGGGGUUCUCUCCCUCUGGAGAGUGUGCAAAGCCCUGCAUUUUGACUCUAAGCUGAUACGUUUGUUAAUUACCCACACGUGUGUCAGAUCUAUUUUUCAUCUUCACAUACAAGUCUGUUUCAAAAAUCUGUACAGUACAGUAUUGUAAGAAGUUUGGGGUUUCCUAGAAAUUCAUGAAGGGUUCCUCAAUAAUGCUAAUGGCAAGAUAACCUACAAGAUAGCUUUGUCCACUGCUGUUGAUUUUCUGUGUAAUGUACAGUUUCAUUCUCCGUUCACAAAAAAUGUUUUGAGUCACUUUAAGCUGGGAGUUGAUCUAACUAAGUCAUAUUCAGAGUAGGCACUUUUACAUCAAUGGACUUGUUACUAAAGUUCUGAACUGGCCUAAUUCAGACAUCUUUAGUUAUUAUAUAAAUAUGCAUGUGAAAUGGGAACAGAUUGAAAAAAGUGGUAUAUACAUUUUAGAAAUAAAUAAUUUGCACCACUCUAAUGUAUUGUGGGGUCCAUUAAAUAUUUUUUUAUCAUGUGUGCAGUUUUGCUGAUACCAUGGUAUCAACUGACCCUCCCAAAUCUUCUGUUAUUAUGGGACUUUUACUAUCUGUGUUAUUCCCUUUGUAAUCAGAAUAUUUGUUUGUUCCCAGUGCAAGAAGAUGCCAAAUUUUUCUUUUUCAACGGCUAGUAAUUUCCUUCGGUUUACUCCUGAGACCUUGGAUCAAAUUAAAAAGAGAAUUGCUGAGAAGAAAGCAAAGCGUGCCAAGGCCGCAGAGGAGGGCAAUAGUCAAGAGCAAGAAGAAAAUAUUCAACCACAGCUUGAUCUGAAAGUUUUUAAAAAGCUCCCUAUUCUAUAUGGAAAACCCCCUCCUUGGCUCAUUGGAGAACCACUGGAAGAUGUUGAUCCCUAUUACAAGGAUCGUGAGACUUUUAUGGUGCUAUCAGCCAGGAACAGAAUCUUUCGGUUUUCUGCCACCAAAGCCUUGUUUUUUUUCAGUCCUUUCCAUCCACUGAGAAGACUAGCUGUGAAAAUUUUGAUACACACAUUAUUCAUAGCAUUCAUAACAUGUGUGGUUCUCGUUAACUGUAUUUUUAUGACUUUAAACAAGCCUCCAGAAAAUUACCAAAUCGCUGAGUAUAUUUUCACAGUUAUUUAUACAGUUGAAUUUGCAGUAAAAAUAGUUGCAAGGGGAUUUGUUUUGAAUGAAUUCACCUAUCUUCGAGAUCCCUGGAACGUUUUGGAUUUAUUUGUUUUAAUUAUGACGUACGCAGCUUUGGCUUUGCCUUUUAGUAGCAUUUCAGCUAUCCGAAUUUUCAGGGUUCUGAGAACUUUAAAAGCUGUUUCUGUAAUCCCAGGACUGAAAGUCAUUAUAGCUUCACUUCUUCAGUCUGUCAAGAAGCUUGCCAAUGUGAUGCUGUUGACAGUUUUCUGCUUGGCUGUCUUUGCCCUGGUUGGCCUCCAACUCUUCAUGGGCAACUUAAAAUAUAAAUGUGUCCAUGCUUCUUACUUGAAUAAGAGCAUCAGCAAGGAGGAGUCAUGCACGUUACAGGAUUCAGAAGUAUAUCAGAAAAAGAAUUCUUCUACUGAUGUAUUGCUGUGUGGAUACACCUCACAUCCCAAUGAAACUGAAUGUAAAAACGGAAGCUAUUAUUGUGUGAAACAUGGAGAAAAUCCUGAUGAUGGAUACACCAGUUUCGAUCAUUUUGGAUGGGCCUUUCUAUCAUUGUUCCGACUGAUGACACAGGAUAGUUGGGAAAUCCUCUAUCGGCAGGUUAUCAGAACAUCUGGGAAAUCUUACUGCAUCUUUUUUGUGAUAAUCAUCUUUUUGUGCUCAUUUUAUCUAUUUAAUUUAAUCCUGGCUGUUGUAACAAUGGCAUAUGAAGAGCAAAACAAAGCAACACUUGCACACACAAAGGCAAGGGAGCUGUUACUUCGUGAAGCAAAAGAACUACUAAAAAAGGAAAAGGAGUUGGCUUCCCAAAGACAAAUUGCAUCCUUGGAUGAAAACACUGAAAUGUCAAGUGUGGAAUUCAAAAAUAAAAAAAUGAGGAAAAGCAAGAGGAAGAAGAAAACGAAAGACAAAGAGCCAAAAACUUAUGGAGAAGAUGAAACCCUGUUUUAUACACCACCUGAUAAAAGUCAAAAGGAGCUUAAGGAGCUGUUAAUGUCCUAUCACCUACCCGUUGACACUCCUGAUGAUCCAUUUCAAAGACAACGGUUAACAAGUGCUGCUAAUGUCAUCAGCAAAACCAUGGAAUGGGAAGAAUCAAAAAUGGAAUUCCCUCCAUGCUUGAAAACUGCUGCCCAUAAGUAUCUCAUCUGGCAAUGUUGCCCACUCUGGUUGCAAAUAAAGAAAAUGGUGAAGAAAGUCAUGAUAAACCCUUUUGCUGAACUAUUUAUUACUCUGUGUAUUAUAGUGAAUACUGUUUUAAUGACAUUCGAAAGAGUUCCAGAAACAAAGAACAUGGUUUCCACAGGAAACAAAGUUUUCACUGCCAUUUUUACAGCUGAAAUGAUCCUCAAAAUAAUUGCUCUUGAUCCCUACUACUAUUUUCAAGAGGCUUGGAAUAUUUUUGACUGCCUUUUGGCUGUUUUAGGUAUAAUAAGCUUGGUCACGAGGCGUCCCCUAUCAAUUUUCAGAAUGCUGAGAAUUUUCAAAUUGUCCAAGUUUUGGCCAGCAUUAAAUAAGCUCAUGAAAAUAAUGUGGAAAUCAGUGGGCCCACUAAGCAACCUCACACUUGUUCUGAUUUUUACCGUAUUCAUUUUUGCUGUGGUUGGCAAGCAGGGCUUUAGCCAAAGUUACAAAACAUUUCGAGAAACAUGUGAGAACAAAACGCAGAUCUGCAACAGUGACAGUACCAAUGCCACCCAUAAAUGUAAAUUACGAUGGCAUAUGGAAGACUUCUUACAUUCAUUCCUUGUUAUAUUCCGAAUUCUCUGUGGAGAAUGGAUCGAAACGAUGUGGGGCUGUAUGAAAGCUGCUGGGGAAGGAUGGUGCAUUUUCCUGUUCAUGCUGGUCCUGCUUUUAGGAAACCUAGUGGUCCUCAACCUCUUUAUCGCUUUGCUCCUGAGUUCCUUUAGUAGCAGUGAUUCAGAAACUGAGUUAGAUGAAGAGCAAGCUAAGCCUCACGUGGUCCUUGCUCACAGGGGGUUGCAAUUUGUCAAACAUCUGCUGUGGAACCGCUGUUGCAAUGCCCUUGUGCAAAAGCUGAAGAAGGCAAGAACGAAGACCAAGGAGGUGACCAUCCCAAAGGACGGGGCCACUGAGCCAAGGAAAGGGGUCCCGGAAAACUAUGCUAGUGGUAAACAUUUGGAGAAGCUGCCGGUGGAUCAUUUUAUGACAGACUUUAAUACAUUUGUCUGUGCUCCCCUUGCUGAAAUGGAGACUUUUGGUGAGGAAGAAAUGGAUUGCAGCAAAGAGGAGAACAACUUGCAAAAGAGAAGAGAGAAAUUCAAAAGGUCAAGACAAAUUCUGUCUUCUGAUAUUUCCGAAAGUAGCAAUGUUUGGUCUUUGAAUGUUCCUAAGAGCGUGGAUCUUGAAAGCAGCUGUUCUGAGGCCAGCACAGUAGAUGAGAGGUCUCCCAUCUGCAUUUUCCCUGUAGUCAAGAAGGAGCCUGUGGCCUGUUUUCCACAAGUGUUGGUCAAGUUCUUCCCAUGUUGCACGGUGAAUACUGAUAAAUUUCCAGGCAACACUUGGUGGAGGUUUAGAAAAACCUGCUACAGAAUUGUAAAACAUAGUUGGUUUGAAUCUUUUAUCAUAUUUAUGAUAUUACUGAGCAGUGGUGUUCUGAUCUUUGAAGACAUCUACCUUGCUGAGAGAAAGACCAUAAAAAUCAUACUGGAAUAUGCAGAUAUAUUUUUCUUCUACAUCUUUUUCCUGGAGAUGCUUCUGAAAUGGGUGGCUUAUGGCUUCAGAAAAUAUUUCACCAAUGCUUGGUGUUGGCUUGAUUUCUUUAUUGUAUGUGUUUCCUUUCCUGCAAAAACAGUUGGAACAAAGGGAAGAGAUCUGUGUGAUAGCCAUGUCUCCACAAAAUCUCUCAGAACUUUAAGAGCCCUGAGACCUCUUCGUGCAUUGUCCAGAUUUAAAGGGAUAAAGGUUGUAGUGAAUGCACUCGCAGGAGCUGUCCCUUCGAUCGGGAAUGUGCUGCUUGUCUGUGUUGUUCUCUGGCUCCCAUUUAACAUCCUAGGAGUACAACUGUUUGGAGGAAAAUUUUCGAAAUGCAGUGAUGCAUCUUUAAAAAAUAAAAGUGUCUGUGAAAGUCAGAAUUCCGAAUGGACUAAUACGAAUGUCAACUUUGAUCAUGUUGGGAUGGGGUAUCUGGCUCUCCUCCAGGUGGCAACCUUUAAGGGCUGGAUGGAGAUUAUGUAUGCUGCAGUAGAUGCACCUUCAAAAGAAAAUGAACAGCCAAGUUUUGAAAAUAAUGUGUGGGCAUAUCUCUAUUUUGUGGCUUUUAUCAUAUUUGGAUCGUUCUUCAUGCUAAACCUCUUCAUUGGAGUUGUUAUUGACAAUUUCAACCAACAAAGGAAAAAGCUAGGGGGAGAACUCAUUUUUAUGUCAGACGAACAAAAGAAAUAUUAUAACGCAUUAAAAAAACUUGGUAACAAGAAACCACUUAAGCCCGUUCCACGGCCGCAGAACAUGUACCAAGGACUUCUUUUUGACGUUGUAAACAAGAAAGCAUUUGAUAUUUUCAUUAUAAGUCUAAUUUUAUUGAAUGUGGUGAUCAUGGCAGCAGAGCAUGAAGAGGAAGGGGAAGCUGUUAAGAGCCUUCUUGAAAAUAUAAAUCUUGUAUUUGUCGCUAUCUUUACUGGAGAGUGCAUCAUCAAAAUGUUGGCUUUGCGACUGUAUUUCUUCAAAGACGGUUGGAAUAUAUUUGAUUUUGUGGUUGUGAUUCUUUCAAUACUUAGUUCUGCAGCUGGACAACUUCGAAAAGCACUUGAUUUCCCUCCUACAAUCCUGAGAAUAAUUCGAGUAGCCCGUGUUAGUCGACUACUGAGACUUAUCAGAGGAGCCAGAGGGCUUCGGACCCUCCUUUUUGCAUUACUGAUGUCCCUUCCUUCUCUCACCAACAUUGGGCUUCUCCUUUUUCUGAUCAUGUUUAUUUAUGCUAUUUUUGGUAUGUCUAACUUUGCCUGUGCAAGCUGGCAAGGUGGGAUUGACAACAUUUUCAACUUCCAAACCUUUGGCAGCAGUAUGCUUUGUCUCUUCCAAAUAACAACAUCUGCUGGCUGGCAUGACCUUCUCAACCCAAUGCUGAACACUGAGAAUAUCACUUGUGCUCCCAAUUUAGGUGGAAAUGGUCCCUGCGUAAACAGGAGUGUGGCAAUUGCCUAUUUUGUAAGCUACAUCAUUAUAUCAUUCCUCAUUGUAGUUAACAUGUACAUUGCUGUCAUCAUAGAGAACUUGAAUGUUGCCACGGAGGAAAGCACAGAACCUCUAGGUGACGAUGAUUUUGAAAUUUUUUAUGAGAUUUGGGCAAAAUUUGAUCCUCGCGCAACCCAAUUUAUUUCUUACUUCGCACUUUCAGACUUUGCUGAUGCUCUAGCAGAACCUUUGCGCAUACCCAAACCUAACAGGCAACAGCUGAUGUUAAUGGACCUUCCUAUGGUAAACGGAAAUAAAAUCCACUGCUUGGAUAUUUUGUUUGCUUUUACCAAAAGGGUAUUGGGAGAAUAUGGGGACAUGGGUCCACUUGAGACCCAGAUCGAAGAAAAGUAUCCAGAGAAGAUUGCCAACGAACCCAUUAUAACGACUCCCAAGCGAAAAGAGGAGGAAUCUGCUGCCAUUAUCCAGAGGGCUUUCAGGAUGUAUCUCCUUCACCAAGCAGUGAAAGAAGUCUGUCAGGAAACCUGCAACAGCACCCCCUUGGAAUGCAUACAUGAGGAGGAAGGUGGGUCUGCAGUCACACUUAGUGAAAACGAAGACAGUCAGUCAAGUAACUCCCACAGCCCAUCUCCAGUAUCUAUUCCUCCAUCUUACAGUAACGUCACAGGCACCACUAAUGACAUUAUUCAAGUGACGAUCACAGACACUAGUGAACCCAAGUGAUUUACAGUUCGCUAUUUUUCUUGUCGCAAUACAAUUUUCCAGGAAGUGUAACACUACAAAAUAUUCAUCAUUAUAGCCACCUUUAUUUAACACUUUUAACUGUGAAGCUUUCCCAUUUGUGUAUCCUCUUGAUGCUCUUAGCGGGAAUAAAUAUUGCAACUGGAAAGUCUUCAAUAAUAGUUAAAGGAGAAAAGAUUUGUACCUUUACUGCUUAGCUUUAUUGACUGAUUAGUUAGCAUGUUAUUUUGGUAGCUGUUGGGGCCAUCAUAAAAAAAAAGAGCCAUGGACUUCUCUUUAUCUAUGAAUGCUUUGUUGUUACCCCCCCCCCCCCCUUAUUCAAAAAUACAUUUUGGGACCAGGAAAGAGUCCAGUUGCCCAGAAUAGUUUAUCAUGAGAUAUGGGCCUUGUGUUGCAACAUGGCUAACAACAAACUGUCAGAUUCAGCUCCUUUGCAGAGAAAGACAAAGCAAAGGUGACCUGUAGCCAGUAAAAGCUGGUCUUCUAAUUGUACAGACUGGCUAGUAAACCAUACCUGGAGGUUUUUGUACAGAUCAAAGAACAACACCUGACUUGCUGUAUUUUGUGACUGGUCUCUCCUGUUCAUUAUUUGGCCAGAGCUUGCUGAUAGUGCACAGAUUCAAUCCCUGAAUGACAUCCUUCAGGUAACCAGUUCAAGAUAUGUUGUGGUUGUUUAAGACUGAGUUUUGUUUUAAAGAAGUAUCAGAGAAGGCAUGGUGAGUCAAUCCAUUUGAGUCUAAAUUAAUUCUUAUUGAAUAUAUCAUGGCUGCCCCUCCCAUUACAUGCCCACACAUGGAAGUAAUUUUUAUACUACGUAACUGUUAAAUUGUGUGUGGGAAAUUAUAAUUCCUGCAAAACGCUACACGUAUUCUACAAUCACGUAUUUCUACUCAUACAAGUCAGGCUGCAUGUAUUCACACAAUGUUUUAAAAUAAGUGGGAUUACUUACAUCAAUGCGAUACUUAUGUACACAUACUGCACAAGUAAGCAAACAAAUGUACCUGCCUAAUGUAUAUUAUAAAAUGAUAUUUCACAAACUAUAGCA
Molecule: messenger RNA, 7225 nt
Organism: Podarcis muralis (Common wall lizard)
Lineage: Eukaryota; Metazoa; Chordata; Lepidosauria; Squamata; Lacertidae
Source: RefSeq, a predicted model, not a curated record